AUGAGCAAUGAAAAUAUUAUUCAGUCGAUGAUAAAUGAUAGUGAAUAUGAAUCAGAUGUUUCAUCUGUAGCUGAUUCUUCAACAAGAAAUAAUAAUGAAUCAAAAUUAAGUUGUGAACAUUUAAUGAAACGUAUUGAUUCAUUAACACAAGAAAAUCGUGUUCUUAAUAUUGAAGUUCAAACAUUUAAAUUACGUUUAAAAUCUUCACAACAAGAAAUCAAACAAUUAAAACAUGCAAGUGUUAAUAUGCAAGUUAAAACUGAACAAGAAGAAGAAUUUAUUUCGAAUACACUUUUUAAAAAAAUUCAAGAAUUAAAAAAAGAAAAAGAAACUUUAGCAAAUAAUUAUGAACGUGAAGAAGAAUUUUUAACAAAUGAUUUAUCGAAAAAAUUACAACAAAUUCGAGAAGAAAAACAGUCAUUAGAACAAUCAUUAGAACGAGAACAAGCUUCACAAAUCAGUCAAUUAAUGAAAAGAAUUAAUCGAUUAGAAGCUGAAACUACUAAUAAACAAAAUACUUUAGAACAAUUAAAACGAGAAAAAAUUGAAUUAGAAAAUACAUUAGAAAAAGAACAAGAAUCUUUAGUGAAUCGUCUAUGGAAAAGAAUGGAAAAAUUAGAAACGGAUAAAAAAUUACUUCACUUACAAAUUCAACAAUCUCAUCCAUAUAAUACAAGUAGUAAUCCAACUUCUUCAACUAAUUUAACAACAAAUGAACGAUUAAAUAUUCGAUCAAAUUCAUUAUUUGAAACAAAUUCAUCAAAUCGUCAUUUUGCAUCAAAUAAUGAUUAUGCUCAACGAUUAAAACGUGAAGUUGAAGAACUUCGUCAACAAUUAUCAGUACAACAAGAAAACUAUCAGAAAAAAAUGCAAGAAAUUCUUUUAGAAGAACAAAAUGCUAAAGAUGAAAAUUUACGUUUACAAAGAAAAUUACAACUUGAAGUUGAUCGUCGAGAACAACUCUAUAGACAAUUAAGUGAAAGUGAAUCAUCACUUGAAAUGGAUGAAGAACGAGCUUUAAAUCAAAAAAUGAAAUCAAAUUCAAAAUAUAAACAAACAAGAACAAGUUCAUCAUCAUCGUCAUCUCUACAUAAUUUAGCUCGAUCAAGAACAGCAUCAAGUCCAGCAUUUACCAUUAAUCCAAAUAAUGAAUAUGCUCAACGAACAAGAUUACCAUCAAAUAAUUUCGAAGAUGAUAAUAAUAAUAUGGAGUAA
Molecule: messenger RNA, 1215 nt
Organism: Adineta steineri
Lineage: Eukaryota; Metazoa; Rotifera; Eurotatoria; Adinetida; Adinetidae
Source: the annotation of a GenBank genome assembly